AAUGGAUGAAAUAGAUAUCAAUUAGUUAUUAAUUAGUUGUUCAAUGUUAUCAAUUUUUUAUUGAUAAUUUAACAUUGAUUGAUUCACUUAUGAUCUCAAUCAUGAGAACGACAACAACACACUAACUAUCUUUAUAACGAAAAGUCCUAUUUUUGAUAUUUGGUCAAUAAAGAAGGAAUGAAUUGAGUGAAUAGAUUGCUUUUCAGUUAGUACUUUUUUUUCAUUAUUGCUCUAUAUAUGAUUUACAAUGAUGAAAUAAUACUUAUCAAAUGGAUACGUUACGUAAUAAUGAUAUAUUGAUUAGAAAUUAAUAUUGAAUAAUUGAAAGAAAGAGGAUUAAUCAUAAUCAAAGUAAUUAUUCGAUAAUCAAUAAGUUGCUAUGUUGCAUACUUUUAUCAUCUUUUCAUUGAUAGUUAUUAUUCAUUUGAAUUAAAGUAUCUACACAUAACAUUUAAUCUCCUAUGAUCAUAUAUAGUAGUAGUACAGAUUAGAAUAUUGGUAAAGAAGACUCUGAAUGACUUCACUGAAUAGUGUUCCAUUGUUGAUAUAUUAAAGUCUAUCUAUUCUUAGUUAUUUCUACAAAUAGACGAGUAAUUAAUAAUGAAUAAAAGUCAUGAAUUCACUCAUCUUAUUCAUACAACUAUUAAUGCUAAUAAUUAUCAAUUACAAUCAACUAAUUUAACUGUAUUAUGUUUAUGUAUUACAUUAAUUAUAUUAACAUGGUUAACUAAUUGUAUUCUACUUGGUGGUAUAUUACAAACAAAAGGAAAUGGUAAAAAUGUAUCUAUAAUUUAUUUUUUUAUUGGAUCACAAGCAAUAGCUGCUUUAUUACAUGUAACAUUAAAUUUACCACCAUCAAUUGUGAAUAUAUUAUUUGGUACAUCACAAGUUCAUAUUUUCUGUUUAUAUUCAAUCUAUUUAGAUACUUUAUUUUGUAAUUUAACAUUUUUACAAACAUUCUUUUCAAGUUUAGAUACAUAUUUACGAUUAAAGAAUCCAAUAUUUUAUUUAUCCUCAUCAUAUAGAAGACCAGCAUUAUGGUUAAAAAUAGGUUCACCAUGGUUUAUGGCUUGUAUACAAUCCAUUGGUCAAAUAGCAUUAAGUGAUCGUCGUCAUGUUAAAUUAUACACUGGUACAAUCGAAACAUCAUCAUCAUCAUCAUCAUCAUCCUCAUCAUCAUCAGUUACAUCCUAUCAUGUCAAUUCAUAUCAACAUUAUUCUAUGUUGAAUAAAGAUCCUAUAAAUGAUAAACAAACGAAUUCUGAAUGGAAUACAGUCUGUCUAUUAUUAGAUCCAAAUUUUUUAAUAAUACGUACUGUAAUUGCAUAUGCUUUACCAUUAAUCACAUGUUUAAUAUUGAUUGUAUUACAAUUAUACGGUUUACAUAGAUUACGUAAUCAUUCACCAGAAAUGUUGAAUGCUUUAUUAAAUGUACGUUAUCCUAGAAACAAUAAUAGUACAAGUAAUAAUAAUACUAGAGAAUACAAUGAAGGAAUGUGUUCACAAGAUUCAGUCAUUCCAAAACACGAAGCAAAUCAUUUCAAAAGACAAAAUACUCAAUUCGUUUGGAGAGAAAAGGAUACUGGAUUAUUGAAUAACAUUCAUUCAAUCUUUGAUGGAACAAUGUCGAAUAGAAUAUUGUUACAAAAUCCUCAAUAUAGACAAUUAUCAAUGAUGACAAAUUCUUAUCAGUUAAAUUCAGCUUAUACAAAUGAAACAUUAUUCCUUAGUAACAAUGGAUCGAUUGAUCGAAUACAGUUAAAUCAAUCAUCCAUAUCACCAACUCGUUUAUCAACUAGUUAUUUACCUAUGAGUCAUUUAAGUGAUUUACAAACAACAGUCUCAACGUCAAUUUCAAUGUUUGAAUGUCCUACACAUGGUCGAAUUACAAUGACCAAUUCUAUAAGCCGUAUAUCUAAUAUUGAUAUCUCGAAGAAUGGUGAUCAAACUGUACCAAAUCAAAUUUCUAGUCUGAUAAAUAAUUCUAAGACAGAAAUGGAGAGAAAUUCUGAAAAACAUUCAUAUUCCACUUCAGUAACUACUAAUAGUAAUACAAUAACAAUGAAUUCUAUGUCAGAUAAUAAUCAUAAUAUUAAUAGUUUGUUUACAGGUAAAUUAGGUUCGAAUACUUCCAGUGAAGAACCAAUUACUUCAAAUGCUUUUUUAUUUAAUUUGGAUGGUGAACAAGUUAAGUUAUUGUCGUUUAAUCAUUCAUAUGAACCGUUGAAUUCAACUGGAUUAGAUCAGCAUCAUUAUUAUUUAUCAUCAAUGAUGUUACCAACAUCAUUCCCUGAGUGUACUUCUUCUUCUCCAUCCUGUCAACAUCAACUAUUACAUCAUCAGCAUACUUCUCCAAUGACUUCACAAGUAGAUUUUAAACUAACACAUGGAAUGCAUAAAUCAAAAUCUGAUUAUCAAAUUAAAUGUCGAAAUGAAAUGACUUCAACAAACGAUCGUCUCAUGAGAUCACAUAGUUUAAAACCAAGUUAUCAACAACAAGCACCAUUUCAUCAAAGUCAAAUAUUAUCUAAUGAGAAGAAUGAAAACGAUAUGUUCAAGACAAAUUUAUGGUUGACUGCAUAUCAAGGUGAACAAUUAGUGGUAGCAAUUAAUUUAGUUAGUUGUAUUAUUGCAGUUGGUACAUGGUCACCAUAUAUAUUAGUGACAUUAGCAUAUGGUUUAUGUCAACCAAUGAAUAUACCGAAAUCUCUAUAUCAUCAAAUGAUGAAUUCUUAUGGGACUUCAUCAAUCUCUACAAAUUAUCCUUUAUCUUCUAUUCAAUCCAUUUCAUCUAUUAUGAAUGAUGAUCUUAAUUUAUCAGAUUAUUCAAUGAAUAAAUGUUGGAUUCAUUUAAGUGUUGAUCGUAUAGCAGAUUUUCGUUGGUGGGCUUAUGCAUGCUCUGGACUAUUAUUACCAUGUUUAUUAUUCUUUCUUGAUUUAGGUUUACGUGAAGGUUGUUGGAAAGCGUUACAAUUAAAGACUCAAUCAAAUCAGAAUAUUGAUUCAACGAAAUCACUUUCAAAUAGUAUGAAUAAACAGUUAAUCAUUGAUAAUGAAUUGAAAUCUGUCAAAGUUUCUAAUCAUUCAGACAAUCAUAGUAACAGAUUAUGUGAUCAUUCAUCAACAAGUCAUAAUAUCAACACUGACUGUAGUAUAAACACUGAGUCAAUCAGUAAACUUUACAAACUUCAACAAUUUGAAAUGAUCUCAACUAUUCCAUGUACACAGACCAAUGCAUAAAUGUGAAGUAAAUAUUUCUGUGAAUGUAAUGAUCAUUAGACAUAAGUAGUUGAUGGGAGAAAGCGAAAGCAAAUCAUUAGAAUCCAUAAUAUAAUGCUACCUUUCUUACUUGCUUUCAGUCUUCAUCGUGUUGUAUCAUCACAUGAAUAGAUUAUGAAUAAAAUCUUAUUAAAGAGAUCGAAUGCAGAGCUUUACAUUCGACUUUUUAGUAUCUAGACAAUAGAACUAUUGUGCUACGACACCAGCUACAUAACAAACUGCUUACUGUCAAGUCAUUACAAAUUCCGAUGAAAUUGUUAACAUAAAUUACCGUUUGGUUAAACAGUAAUCCUUUCGAGAGAGAAAAUGUCCUUCACUUCGAUUGAAAAAAAACAAAAACCAUUUAGAUGUAAUUUGUUAUGUAACAUUCCAAUGUAAUAUGCCUUCAGUCUUUUAGGUUGUAUAGUUGCAUUUCGAUGUUGUUAACAGUUUCCAUUUAGACUUCGUUGUAAAUAAUAUUUUGAUAAUAAGUAAAUAAUAAGUAGUUUGCAACAAUAUUCGUAAAAUGAUAUUUGAAAAUAUU
Messenger RNA from Schistosoma intercalatum, 3802 nucleotides. NCBI's taxonomy places the organism in Eukaryota, Metazoa, Platyhelminthes, Trematoda, Strigeidida, Schistosomatidae. The record is from the annotation of a GenBank genome assembly.